CGCUGCCAAGUCUUCAGCUUCACAGCUUCCUUCCUGCUUUGCCGCUCAGAGAUCACAUCAUGAUUCGCUGCUAGAGAUUAAAUACAGAACCUUCUCUGACUGGUCUCACUGAGAACUUGUCCGUGGUGCGAUCCAGAUCCACGAUGGUCUUUUUCAUCAUCAGCCGACUGCUUUUGUUGACUCUUCUGCUCCAAGAGACUGAAGAGAACGAAGAGGAAGACGAUUCGGAGCGUUUUGGUGAGUUCUGCCUGCGGAUUCCUGAUGAUUCCCGCUGGACCACCCCCAAACCGGAUCCCCAACCGACCCCAGAGUCAACCCAAACAAACCAACCAAUCAAGCAGCCACGCAGAAAGACCUUAAAACUGAACACCAAGAGAAUCCUGCCCCCUGAUCCAUUUUCAUUUUCUCAAGGCUUCAGUGGAUGUCGGUGCACAACAGAGAAUAUGAAACAGCCAAGUGAAACCUCUGAAGUUAUAGGCAGCACCAGAUGGUUCCCCACUGAAAACUGUAACUCCAUUGAAUACAUUGAGACACUGGCAGAUGGCAGAGAGGUUUGCGUGACUCCAUUCAGCCUGUUAGCAUACUUUAAUGAUUUAUUGAGCUCCUGGUCUAAACCUGCAGCAGGCCCCACUGUAGAAACUCAAAAGGACAAAACAGAGAAUACUCAGCAACGGAUCGAUCUAACUAUCCUACCUCUUCUGCCAGGAAAGUUCAUUGUACAGCAAACUCAUGUAAUGAGCACCCAGAAUUCGAAGAGCAUUGGCUUUCCACUUUGCAGACAUUGCAUGACUUCCUUUACAAUAUCGGACCAAAGGAUCGUACAAUCCCUGGACGUGAAGAUGCAGCCGUUUCCUUGUGACAUCCAUAUUGAAGUCAACAUGACAGACGGUGCGGUUUUUUGUUUGGACUUGAUCAACUUUGAACAAGAUUUGCAGAGGUGGAAAAUCUCCCUGCCACUUGAAGAUGAUGCUGCCAGCGCACCAAAAAACACUGCUGGAUGUCGCUGCCAAGAGGAAGCAAAGAAACCUCUCAGUGAAACUUCCCCGAUCGCCAGUGCAAGCAUUUGGCCUCCAAGUGAAGGAUGUAGCUCAACUGAAUUCAUUGAGAUGCUGAAAGAUGGCAGAGAGGUGUGCGUGGCUGCAUCAAGCAUUUCAGCGUAUCUUAAAACUCUUCCAGAGAAACGCCUCUUGGGAGCUAAAGAUCCUCUUCUCGAUCCUCCUCGAAAGCCUCUUCCACCUCUUAUUGUAGAGCCUGACCCUGUAUCGGGUCAAAAAAUGGCCCAGGAAUUGCCAGACAGAAGAGGACCAAUACCAAGCACUGUAGGAAAUUCCUGCGAAGUCUGCCAAUCCCCUAUAAAGUGGACCAGCAUUCACCCAAACGCUGUACAGUCCCUGGACAUGCUUGUGCCUUCACCUGGCUGUCCUGUCAUCAUCCUGAUACGUCUGACAGAUGGAACGAAUUUCUGUGCCGCCUCGUCCGAGCCGUGGUUCAAGGCUCUGAUGGAGAAGCUGGACAUUUAAGCUCACUAAGGAUGUUUGUCUUUGAUGCUAGACUGGUUGGGAUUUAUGAUCAUCCAUCCAGUAGGCUGUAAUAGCUUUUAGCGAACAUAUUCUGCUUUUAAAUAUACUGCUAACACAUCUAUGCAUAUGUAGCUUUAUUCAUGUUUUUGGCUAAAUAGUGAGUAUACAGCAUAAAAUAAAUGCAAUAUUACUUUAAUGUCAAACAAAAAUCAAAAAUGUAUCACCUUACAGCAUUUGAGUUCAUUAUGAGUUGAACAACCUGGUCCUUUCUUGUAUGUAAAGUUAAAAAAUAAACAGUUUAUAUUUUCCACCUUAACAAUUCAGACCCCAUAGUAGAAACUCAAUGCAACAAUAUUCACUUUCAUUACUUCCAAUACAU
Messenger RNA from Amphiprion ocellaris (clown anemonefish), 1899 nucleotides. RefSeq lists its product as uncharacterized. Bases 144 to 1520 code for a protein of 458 amino acids. NCBI's taxonomy places the organism in Eukaryota, Metazoa, Chordata, Actinopteri, Pomacentridae. Gene Ontology annotation, cellular component: extracellular region. The record is from RefSeq and is a predicted model, not a curated record. Gene Ontology annotation, biological process: chemokine-mediated signaling pathway; cellular response to lipopolysaccharide; antimicrobial humoral immune response mediated by antimicrobial peptide. Gene Ontology annotation, molecular function: CXCR chemokine receptor binding; chemokine activity. The transcript is spliced from 11 exons.